This is a messenger RNA of Rhopilema esculentum, 2635 nucleotides long. RefSeq lists its product as uncharacterized. NCBI's taxonomy places the organism in Eukaryota, Metazoa, Cnidaria, Scyphozoa, Rhizostomeae, Rhizostomatidae. The record is from RefSeq and is a predicted model, not a curated record.
GAAUGGAUGCGAGUAAGUAUUUAGUCCUCUUAGUUUUGCUCUCUUUACAUGUCUUGGGAAAUGGUCAUGAAAUUGAGCCUGAAAGGCCGACAAAACUAACGUCUAGAAAUUUCCACACAAUCCUGUCAUUAGACGAUCCUUGGAUUGUUGUGUUCCUUGAAGACUAUGCGAAGAAGGAGCCAGAAUUAAUAGCGCUUGCUACAUCAGUUGUUGGUGUUGUGCAGGUUGGAUUUGUUGAUAUGGAUGAUCCAGAAUGCGACGAGCUCAUCGAGGCAAAGCAUGUUUCACGACCUCAUAUUAGAGUCUAUGAAUUCGGCGAGGAAAAUAAAGAGAGACCGUUGCAUGUUUCGACUUACGAAGAAGCUGUUGAGGCAGCCUUAGAGAGCUAUCCAGAUACAUUUGAAAGAAUCACGGCAGAGAAUAUACCCUUGUUUUACAGCAAGGCGAUGAGAGAGCAGAAACCACGAAAGCUCCCAGUGAUAUACUUCUCAGACACAGAUCGAGUGAAGCCUGUUCUGCGAUAUUUCUCCAUUACAUUGAAGAGCAUUUUCUCAUUUGGCAUGCUGGUGAAUCCUACACGCGAUUUAAUGGGGAACCUGAGUAUAGAAAAUCUCCCACAGCUUAUUGUUUUGACCCACUUGAACCUGAAGUCUGGUGCGUUUGAAAUAAUCAAAUACGACAAAAAGGCAUAUGGUCCUUACAAUGUGCCAGGUGUCCUGCGUUUUCUUUUGGGAGUCCAGAAUGAAUCCGGUGACAAAAAGCACCGAAAGACACUGGAGAAACUGCUAAAUGUUGAAAUGAAUGACAAACCCUCAAGAAAGCAGCAACCAGGGGUUGAAGAGCUUACAUAUUCAUCGAUUGAUAGAAUUUGUGGUUCUAAAUCAACAGCUGUAUGUGUAAUUGCUUUUCUUGGAAAUAGCAACAAGGAGUACAUUAAGGAGAAAGAGGCGAUUCUGGAUAGAGUUAGAAAAUCAGAAACAGUGAGGGAUCAUCACGUCCGCUACUCUUGGUUGAAUGCAACUUGUCACGAAAACAUAGCCGAAGCUUUUGCUGUUGAUAUGACACAACUUCCCUUCGUUAUAGCAGUGAAGAGACUUAAUAAGGAGUUUGCACAUCACAUAGGAUCAUUUUCGUUCGGAGACUUGAGGGAAUUUCUACUGGCUGUUUUGUCUAGAAGAAAAAGGAUGACAAAUUAUAAAAAGUUCCCUCUAUGGCUAACAAAGGAUUGCCGUUUGACAAAAACUAGCUGUUUAGAUGGUAUUUGCCGAGAUGCUAAAAAGAGAAACAAGAAGCGUGGACCAAAGCUUAGUGGUGCUGGAGGCGACAGGACUGAACUUUAAAUCGUAAACAAAUUUCUAAUUCGUAUUUCUGUAUGAUAAAUCUUGAUAUAUAGAUCUUGAUCUUGUAAUUUUUAUUUGGAUUUCUGAGACAGCAGUAUCCAAAAGGAUUGAAAUCAAUAGCACUAAAAAUGUCAUAAACAUAAUUAUUUUCUGCAAACUGUUUUCGUAAGUCCCUGUGACAAUUUGUGUUUGUUUGAGAAGAUUUAUGUCAUUUCUAUUGAACAAUGGAAAGCAGUAAUAAACAGAGCUUCUGAGACCAAUUAAGAGAAUAUAAAACUUCGCCUCUUCAAACUCUUCAAAGCAGAUUUUAGAAUGGAAGAAUAUUUCAGCGAGAUACGUGAUUUCAAAAAGGAAUCACGAAAUGACGAAAUGAUGCUCACAUUCCCCGAAAUCAUUAUUUCCCAGAUUGGGAACGAUCUAACACACCAAUUGAAAAAGGUUUUGUCAUGUGGGACAUUUUCGAAAGCCAAAUCUUUGAUAAAGUUCAUGUGUAUAGCUAAAAUUUUUCUAGAACGAAAUCUUCUGAAGCCAUGAACUGAAACAUACGGAUAACAUGCUCGUUAUCUAGGUGACUUUAUCGGUGUACCCGUUCUUGUUUAUGUAUUAGUUUGUUUCAUUUAAUUUGGUAUAAUAACUACUGCAAAUAUUUUUAUUUUCUUUUUUUUCAUUUUUGACCGGGUCUUAAUAGUUUAUAAAAACCUUGAAGGGCUUGCCGUUUCUACGAUGCCUUGUCGCUUCUUCGAUGAAUGUUUACCUCAGUCCAGCCUCACGCUAGGAGCCUUAAGUAUGCAGGAGUUGAGGAGAGUGCUUUCUUCUCGCAACAUGCUACCUUCAGAAUGUUUUAUCAAACACAUGGCUAGAAAAUACACAUAAGUCAAGUACUGGGAUAAAAUAACCAUUCAUCUCAGUUAAGUAGGUAUAAAGUCAACCAAUCUUAGCCUUUGUGCCAAGCUCUACCUUUUGGAAUUAAAGAAUUCACAAGGAACAGUGUUUUUAUUUGACAACUUCACUUGAGCAGGUUCCCUGUAAAGUUUUGUUAAAGUGCUCAAAUACUAACUAUAUGACAUUCCUUCAACAUUCCAUCUAUUUUUCUGAUAUUAAUUUCACUUUCUGCAACUCAAUCAUUCGCAUCUUUCAUCAUCAACGUUCUAGACGAUCCUAAAUAAUGAGUGACUAGGGAAAGUUUUGGUUCGUUUUUUUAAUCCGAUGAAGCCCUGUAUGCCGGGGCGAAAUAUUAGUAUGCAUUUUAUUUAAUUUAUUUUGAAAAUUUAUUUUAUUACAUUGGAUUCUCGUCA